Molecule: messenger RNA, 2613 nt
Organism: Puma concolor (puma)
Lineage: Eukaryota; Metazoa; Chordata; Mammalia; Carnivora; Felidae
Source: RefSeq, a predicted model, not a curated record
GUUUUCUCAUGGAGUUUUUAAAAGAAGUGGCAGAGUAUCAUCAGUCCAGAGCGAGCUGUGAUGUGGGAACUCAGACAAGUUCCACAUUGCCUGGCCAAGACUCACUUGUGGAGAAGCUUCAGCUUAUUGAUGAUCAGUUUGCAGAUGCUUACCCUCAGCGUCCAAAGUUAGAAUCCUUAGAAGUAAAGUUAAAUGAAUAUAAAAGAGAAAUAGAACAGCAGCUUCGGGCAGAAAUGUGUCAAAAGUUAAAGUAUUUUAAAGAUACUGAAGUAGCAAAAGUUAAGAUGGAAGAGAAAAGAAAGUCUGAGAGGGAAUUGGCUGAGUUCCGGAACGAAUUGGAGAGAGCUUGUCGAGCAAAAUCUGACGCCCUUAUUUCUCGGGAGAAGUUGGCUUUUGAGAGAAUUCAGAAGCACCAAGAGAUUGAAACCAAGGAGAUUUAUGCUCAGAGACAACUUCUCCUCAAAGAUAUAGACAUGCUAAGAGGCAGAGAAGCAGAGCUGAAACAAAGAAUGGAAGCUUUUGAAUUGGCUCAGCGGCUACAAGAAGAAAAAAAUAAAAGAGCAAGCGAUGCACUUAGGAAACGGGAGCUGAAUGUCCAGAGUAUUGAGGAGACCUAUGACCAGAAGCUCAAGAAUGAGCUGCUCAAGUAUCAACUUGAACUCCAGGACAACUAUAUCGAUAGAACUCACAGGCUGAUAGAAGAUGAAAGGAAGAAUAAAGAAAAAGCUAUACAUUUGCAAGAGGAGCUCACAGCUAUUAAUGCGAAAAAGGAAGAAUUUGGUCAUUCUGUAAAACGUGUCAAAGAGCUCGAGCUUGAGUUAGAGUCGGUCAGAACCCAGUCUUUGGCGAUAAGCAAGCAAAACCACCUGCUGAGAGAAAAGGUGAAAGAAAUGAGUGACUAUUCGCUACUGAAACAAGGGAAACAGGAGCUUCAGGAGCAAAAUAAAUUACUUAAACAACAGCUGGAAGAGACCAGAAGUGAGAACUUGCGUCUUCUAAACCACCUGGCUCAGCCUUCUCCAGAGCUGGUGGCUUUUCAGAAAGAACUAAAGAAAGCAGAGAACGCUAUCGUGUGUGAGCAUAAGGAGUUCGAGAUCCACAGGCAGAACCUGCAGAAGCAGCUGCAAAGUGAAAUUGAACGUUCUGCACAGCUGAAGGCCCAGAUCCUCGAUUACGAAGAUUCCGUAAAAAGGUUAAGGAGACAGGUGGCCGAUUUGAAAUUGCAACUGACACAAACCCAGACGGCCCUAGAGAACGAGGUGUACCGCAACCCAAAGAAUUCUCUGCUCGAUCAGCCCAUCAGCGGAUUAAUGGGUGGCAACGUGGUGGUACCUCACAAUGGUGACCUGAAUGGGGAUUUCUUGAAAGAUGCUUUCGGACUGGAAAGGCUGAUGGCAGGCAUGCUUCUGUCAAGGAUUGCAAGUGACCCAAGUGCGAGCACCGGGAGUAGUUCCCCCGAUUCUGACCUGGAGUUUGUAGCCAAGACCAAGGCAAGGGUGAAAGAGCUAGAGCAAGAGGCCGAACGUUUGGAGAAAGCUUUCCGAACUUCCCAUCCAAGAGUUCAUCCACGCCCCACGGGAAGGUCUUCAGCCAAGAGCCCGCCACCCCUGCACGCGACAGGAACGCUCAAAAAGGCCACUUCCGGCUUCCCUGGAAGACGUACUUCCGCAGAGGACGCGGCUGUCCCUGAGCCGCCUCUGGCACGCACACCCGAGGAGGACAGGAGCAGCGCUUCGGCUUCUGAGGCGCGGCCGUGCGAGGGCACGCCCUCCAGACGCCUCUCCUCCACUCCCCUGCCCAAGGCCAAAAGGAGCCUCCUUGCUAAAGUGUAUCUGGAAGGUGGGGACAGAUCCGGUGCUGCUGGCUGCAGUCCUGGUCCUGAGACAACGCCCCAGCCAUCACCCUCUGAGUCCGGGCACAGCCCUUCCCUCCACCUGCUGCCCAGCCCUCCGGAGCAGGCCAGUCUUCAUCAAAGACAGACAGAACUUGAAGAACAAGGAGAACUUUCAGAUCCAGACAAGCUACCUUUUAAGGACAAUGAGGAAUUUGGAUCAUCUUUUGAAUAUGCAGGGAGCACGCCGAGGCAGUUUGAGGUGGACGGCCUCCAUCCUGCUGGCGACGUGCCUCAUGUGGGUGCUGCCGCCACCACGGUGUCUGCCGGACCUCUCGCUUGUUGCCACCCCGGUCUAGAUCAGAAACCAAUGGGAGAACAGAAGGAAGAAGAAAAAAUAUGGGAACAGCACAUGACAGAACAAAAGGAAAGAAAAGAAAUAAGGAAGAGUGAACUGCAAGAAGCUUUAGAAAGGGAACGAAGAGAACUAGAGAAGCUGGAUCAAGAGCGGAGGAUUAUUGAAGAAUCAUUGAAGAUUGAAAUGGAAAAAGAAAUGGAAAUGACUGUUGAAGAAACGAAAGACCAGCCUGUCUGUGGUGAAAAUCCUUUAGAGAAGUACAUGAGAAUUCUUCAGCAAAAUCAAGACCAGGAGUCUGCAGAUAAGAGUUCAAAGGUGGUCAGAGAAGGCUCCCAAGUGGAAACACUGCCAUCUAGCAACAAAGACGAAAGUUUCACAGGCUUUUCUCCCGACGGGCCAGAUGACUUCUGGUAACCAUGUUUGC